CUGCCUGUGUGUACAUACCCGCGAUGGUGCACGCCUGAUGAAGACGUACUUCUAAUGUCGUUUGUCCGAACAUGUAUGCGACCAUCUGAAGCUGCUAUGUCCCUCUGAAAGUCCCGGUUUGAAAAAUCAACAUCAAACCUCGACCCUCGCAAAGCCUCUGAGCAGGAGAAAGAAGACGCCGCCAAGAUGUUCAGCACCAAAAGACUGAAGAAGAAGUCUCAGUCGGUGGAUAUUGCCAGUCAAGGUUUCUCCCCGACUCUGGUGCCAGCCUCGCCCCAUAACAAGGCUGCACCACCUGUUGCCAAGACAACGACCGUCCUCGCCGUGCAGGAAAACAACACAACCAACUCUCAGCGCCGCAGCCCCCGGUGUGGCGAGCUAAAGAGAGGCUACACCAUAGAUACCGGCCAGAAGAAGACUCCAGAGAAGAAGGAUGGGAGGCGCAUGUCGUUCCAGAGACCUAAAGGGACCAUUGAAUAUUCUGUGGAAUCGCGGGACACGUUGAACAGCAUUGCGCUCAAGUUUGACACCACACCCAACGAACUGGUUCAGCUGAACAAGCUGUUCUCCAGAGCUGUGGUGCCUGGCCAGGUUCUGUACGUUCCUGAUCCUGAGUACGUCUCCAGUGUCGGAAGCUCUCCUUCCCUCAGUCCCAUCAGCCCCCUGUCUCCCACCUCCUCAGAAGCUGAUUUAGAGAAGGUGACGGACUCUGAUGGCCCCCCAAGACCAGAAGGUGUUCACCCUCCAGUGUUCUCUGCCCUGCGCCAGUCCAGAGUGGUGUCAUCCACCUCCGAGGAGGAAGAGGCUCUCACAGAGAAGUUCCUCAAGAUCAACUGCAAGUACAUCACUGGAGACAAGGGUGCGGUGAGCGGGGUGUUGCUGGUGACACCCAACAACAUCAUGUUUGACCCUCACCGGAUGGACCCACUGGUUCAGGCCCAUGGGUGUGAGGAGUACGGCAUCAUGUGUCCUCUGGAGGAAGUGCAGUCUGCUGCCAUCUGCAAGGAGAUAACCGACCCCAAGAUCAGAGAGGCUGUGCCCGAUGACCUGGAGCCUCUUCCAGCUGAGAGACAUCCCUCCCAGCAGAAGGACCCAGAGCAGCGCCUUAAGGAGCCAGGGGCCAACGACAGCGGCAGCACGGCCCCACGCAGCACUGAGGGCUCCAUCUCUGAAGACGUCUUCACUGAGUCGGAGCUGUCCCCAAUCCGCGAGGAGGAGCAAGCGUCUAACGAGGACCUCCGCCUGGACAAGUCCUCCGGCGCCUCGACAGAGUCUGUGCAAACCGUCACCCAGGUGGAGGCUGCAGAUGCCGAAUCCCAGGCCCCAGGCAGUGCCCCUGGCUCAGUCAGUCAACCGGAGGAGCCCACUGUGGCAAAAGCAGAGGACAAUCCGCCAGACACUGCCACAGAAAGUGAUAGCCAGUCCCCGAUGGGGUCCAAGCAGCACAGUGCAGAGAAGCCACCAAGCACACCCACUACCACCAGCAGCACUAGCCAGGCCCAGGGCCCCAGCAGCAGCACCUCUCGUCCGGGGUCCCAAAGCUCAGCCACCCCUGGUGCCACAGAUGCCAGUCCACAGGGGGAAGCCAACGAGGAGACUGACGUCUCCAAAACAGACACUAUGCAACAAGGCAAGGAGGAAAAGGAGAAUGUGGAGGAGACGCAAAAGGAUGGCACGCAGAACUCUGCAGAGGGUACAGGGUCUGCAGAGAGGCGGAAGCAUCGCUCUCACAAGUUCCUGUGUCUACGGGUGGGGAAGCCCAUGAAGAAGACAUUUGUUUCAAACGCCAGCGCCACCAUGCAGCAGUAUGCCCAGCAGGGAAAGAAGCAUGAGUACUGGUUUGCUGUGCCGCAAGAGAGGUCAGACCACCUGUACGUGUUCUUCAUGCAAUGGAGCCCGGACAUGUACGGUGAGGGGGUCAGGGGGAUGGGACAAGAGCCUGGGUUUAUGGUUGUCAAGAAGAAUGAGGUGUCAGAAACUGCUGAGGACGAGCCCAUCACUGACCUCAAUGUCAAGGAAUGGGAGGUAGUGUCUCUGACGGAGUACCACCGUCGGAUUGAUGCACUAAACAGUGAAGAUCUGCGCUCGCUCUGCAAACGACUCCAGAUCACCACCAAGGAAGAGGUGAACUCCAAACAUGGCACAUCCAUCAAGACAGAGCUGGAGCCAGAAACGUUCAAACCCAACCUCAAAGAGUCCAGUGAUCUCCUGGAGGCCGACCAGAUAGAGAAGCUUGCCAGAAAUCUCCCACCACGGACCAUUGGGUACCCAUGGACGCUGGCUUUUGGCACUUCAAAGCAUGGCAUGAGCAUUAAGACGCUGUACAGAGCCAUGCAGGGCCAGGACACCCCAGUGCUCAUGGUCAUUAAGGACAGCGAUGGCCAGGUGUUUGGUGCGUUGGCAUCUGAGCCCUUUAAAGUCAGCGAUGGCUUUUAUGGCACAGGAGAGACCUUCCUCUUCACCUUCAAUCCAGAGUUUGAGGUGUACAAAUGGACAGGUGACAACAUGUUCUUCAUCAAAGGAGAUAUGGACUCCCUAGCUUUUGGCGGAGGAAGCGGUGAGUUUGGCCUGUGGCUGGACGGAGACCUCUACCACGGCAGGAGUCACUCAUGUAAAACAUUUGGGAACCCCAUGCUCUCGAAAAAGGAGGAUUUCUAUGUUCAAGACAUAGAGAUCUGGGCUUUUGAAUAACAAAACAGUGCACCACAGGGAAAAAAACAAGUCCUGCAAAGGGCAAACUGAGGAGCGCUCCUCCUAUAGAACAAUGGCAACGCCCCAAACCUAACUGCACAUCACCAAGGCUCCCCAGGCAGGAAGCCAGCUAUCGGAUGCUUGUUGUGCGUUACUACUGCAGUUAUUACGGAGCUUUUUUUCUUUGUGAAAAAUUACCUUUGUGUGUAUCUUGUUACAGCCUUGUGCAGCGUCUUUGCAGAGUAGGGGGGAGUGUGUAAAGCAGUGAAAAGUGAUGGUGAGGGGACAGAGUUAUCAGAGGGAAGCAGAGAAGGAACCAUCAGGGCUUGAUGAGGAAAUCGGAACUCCUCUCAUCUAAAGAUGAUGGUAGCGGAGGUUUGGGACUGCUGCGAGAACAGAGAACUGCCCCACUGGUCCAGAUUGUGUAUCUGAACUUUACAGAACCUCAAGGAGUCCCCAGCAUCCUCUCAGACCCCCCUAGAAGUUUGUCCAGUCAGUAGGAUGUAACUCCCUGUGCUGUCAGCCUUGGCGGAGAGAGACAUAGAUACAGCGAAAGAAAUGAGACAAAAGCAGAACACAUUCCAUUAUUCCUGGUGAUGGUGGAGUGUCAAAAUAAAGUUGCGGUAAAACACCAAUAUACGAAACUCAUCAGCAGCAGGAUACGAUGACACUUAACUCAGAGAGGAGAGAAUAUUUACUGGGGGAGGGGGGUAUCAGUCUUUUUACAGUACCGUUCUGGGUCGUCUUCUGAGGCUAAACUAUAGAGUAUUGUGUAUUGUAGUCCUCCUGUUGUUUCACUGUCAUAGCACACCAUCUGAAAGCACAUAGCUAUAAUCAGAUCACCCAUCGUUGUAAUGUUCUGUUCAGUGGGUGUACGUGUGAGUCCAGCUAACACCGGCUCCUCUCGCAGGAUGCUGGCUGUACUGUUUGUAGACAGUAACGUGUUGCAAUAGAUUUGUGGAAUAUGCAAAUAACUGUCCUGUGACCUCAAAUACCCGCAGGUCGUGGCACUUUUGCCACCGCCUGUCAAAACUCUUUCAAGAGAGAAACUUGUAAAGCUUUUACGUCUUGAUACACAAUCGCUUUUCUGGGUAUCAUUUGAAAAGCCUGAGACGUGGUUAACUGUUUUACAUGCAUAUAUGACAAUUAUAUAUUGGUAUAUAUGAUUAUAUAUAGAUUUAUAGGAACACAGAUAUUUUGCUGUUAAGUGUGACAGUGAUCUACUUGUGCUGAUAUUUCAGCUGUUACAAUAUAAUGUAUAUUACCCUGUAAAUUUAUGUUCAAAUAGUAGAUUUGUUCCUCUAUAUAUA
Messenger RNA from Plectropomus leopardus (leopard coralgrouper), 4001 nucleotides. It is a transcript of the gene oxr1a, whose product is annotated as oxidation resistance 1a. NCBI's taxonomy places the organism in Eukaryota, Metazoa, Chordata, Actinopteri, Perciformes, Serranidae. Gene Ontology annotation, biological process: response to oxidative stress. Gene Ontology annotation, cellular component: nucleus. The record is from RefSeq and is a predicted model, not a curated record.